UGGAGGGGAGGGGAGAAGUGCUGUGCGACAUCCACUCUGCUCACUCGGUUUCGAGACUACCACACACCGCCGCGUCUACACAGCAUCAACUUCACAACAUAUCGGAAAUCUGGAGGAGGGAGGGUGUUGUUGGACAUAUCGACGGCUAACAGCUACUCAACAAGCCAAAGGGACAUAAGCAGCCUCUCUGAGCCGUGCUGGAGUGAUUGGUCCAGUUUCUGUCCAUCCCCUGAACCCAGUGGCUAUCAGCCCAGUGAGCUGCGUGAGGUGUCUCUUAGCUGUGGAUUGCAUCAUUAUGAGACAAUAGCAGUGGGAAUCAAAACUCUCCCUCCUCCUCCUCUCCCUCCUCGAUCUCCGCCUCCAGUUCUUUUUCUCUCAGCCUGACUCUCCAUUCAAGCCCUCCCCCCUAACAAAUACAUGGUCGCCCACACACACGAAACCCUCUGACCACUCCCCCCACGCUGGUCAUGGUCCACUCCCCCUGUCUCUCCAGCCAGUCAGGCAGUGAGCUGAUGGGAGCUGUGUAAUCCUCUGUAAAGUAUAGGGCCUAUACGGCUGCAUAUGCUCCCUUUUGUUAUGGCGGCUGUUAUUGUUGCAGAGGCCUCCCUCAGGAGAGAACAUGAGGGAGAACAGAAGGCAGCAUAAAGCCCACAAAGGGAGGAAGAGAGAGCGAGAGAGUGGCUGAGAGACACUGACGCUGCCAUUUAUUUGACCGGAUGAGAAUGAGCUUCACAGGGCAACGGAUGGAAUUCAGUAGGGGUGAAACCACAUGAUGUGGGACUGGUAUUACCACCCCACGCCAGUCACAAAUUGGACCAACAGUCAACUUUGGAGAUAUUUGCCACAUAGUGACCCGCUGCAAGGAAUGCAGUGAAAUAGAGAAAAGUAGACAAGACUUUUUUUUCCUGGUUCAGAAUAUUUUUCUAUUUUUUUCUCUUGUUGUUGGUCUUUUUAACUACACCCACCAAAAGUGCCUUUUAGUGUUGUUUCUGUCUAUUUUUAUUACUCGUCUUACUCUAUAUUCAUACCCUAUAUUGCCACAAAUUAUUGCAUGCAUCUUUACAAACAGUAGCUGUCAGUUUCAGUGUGUGUUGCCAUAUUUAAGAGAAGGUCCAUAGUAUAUUUGACUUUGUGUGUGCGUGUCACCAGCCACAACACCAGCCUCCAUCAAAUCAAAUCCACAGCUGACAAUCACCACCUUCCUUAAUUUUGUCUCUGCUCGGGGAGAGCUCACAUUGACCCAGCGUUAAAUCACCGACAUUCAGACUGCUCCAGACCAACGUGACUUUCUGCGCUGCCUCCUCCCGACGUCUGUUGCUUUGACAACGCAGAACCACCGCCAUGGUCAGUAUCCAGUCCAGAUGGCGCUACCUUUUCAUGUUUCUGGGCAUCCAGCUGGUGGUCAUGGCAUUGCUAUCCCGGGAGGGAUACCAGAAGAGGGUCUCCUACUUCAUCCGCAUCUUCCGCAAGCCCGACAGCACAGGCCGUAACCACACGGUAGCUGGCGUCAGUGGAGGGGAUGUAUAUGCCAACCUGUCCCACCUAUCCAAAGCUCAUCACCAUGGAGAUGAUAUGCCCUUCUGCCCUAAGACGUCCCCAUUUAUACGUGGGCCGAUCCACGUCAGCUUUCCAUCGGGGCUCACUCUAGCGGAGGUUCAAAAGAAAAAUCCGCUGGUGGUGCGUGGGGGACGCUACAGGCCGCCUGACUGUGAGGCGAGGCACCGAACGGCCAUAAUCAUUCCCCACAGACACAGAGAACACCACCUCAAGUUCCUAUUGUACUACCUACAUCCUUUCCUACAGCGGCAACAGCUUCAUUAUGGAAUUUACGUCAUUCACCAGGCUGGAAACUACACUUUCAACAGGGCCAAACUGAUGAAUGUGGGUUUCCGUGAGGCCAUGAGGGAGGAAGACUGGGACUGUCUCUUCUUCCAUGAUGUGGACCUCAUUCCAGAGGACGAUCGCAACACAUACAUCUGUGACUCUAAUCCUAAGCAUGCAGCCAUCGCCAUGGACAAGUUUGGCUACAAGCUUCCAUACAAGAUGUACUUUGGGGGAGUGUCAGCUCUGACGCCGCUGCACUACCUAAAGAUGAACGGCUUUCCCAACAACUACUGGGGCUGGGGUGGCGAGGACGACGAUAUUGGUGUCAGAGUGUCUCUGUCGGGGAUGUACAUCACUCGUCCAUCACUGAAGGUCGGCCGCUACAAGAUGAUUAAACACAAGCUGGACAAAGGCAACGAUGUGAACCCAAAGAGGUUCAACAUGCUGGCUAAGACACGUCAGACCUGGAAGACGGAUGGGAUGAACACAGCUGAAUAUGAGACAAUCUCUCGGCAAUACCUGCCCCUCUACACCAACAUCACUGUCAACAUCGGUACUGAGGCCGGUCUACAUCCGCCUCCCCCAACACCACCUCCUCCUGCCAAAGGUGCAGGCAAACCUGCAGUCAAAGCGCCUGCUGAAGUGCCAGCGAAAGGUCCUGCCAAACCCCCAGCCGAACCCCCUGCCAAACUCAAAGAGGGACACCCAGAUCGCCCCUAAGAGACUACUAACCUUUUUUCACCCUGCCAUAACUUCAAUGGGUGUUUUUUCUUCUCAGUGGCUUGGAGUUUUUUGCUCAUUUAAAGCUUUCCCUCGUCAGUUCAUGGAGGAAUUCCUUUGAGUAGAAUUAACCUCAUACUGCCUGCGGACAGUGCGGUACUCGUCUGAGUGAUUUAAAAACACUCGAUUUAUCAAAAAUAAAAACAAUGGACCUGAAUUUCUCGACCCGGAGGUGACGGCUCUCUGCCUCAAUUCCUGUGACAUCACUAAUUAUUCUUCCAGGGGAGCCACAGUGGAGAGUGAAGGGUUAAAGUUGGACUCUAUGAGUUUAUAUAUCUACAGCGCUGUGGUCGCUGGCUAAACCUUGUGAUGCCUUAGAAUCAUGUUCUUCUUUUUUUGUUUCUUUUCUUUCCACUCGUACCUUACAUUAUUUUAGAAUAUUGGGUUUAAUGGAGCAGUAGCUGCGAUUUCCAGCAGUCACACUCAUUUUUUGUCUCAGCGCCAGUGAAAACGUGAGUGAUGGUGAUGGUUGUUGUUUCCACUUGAGUGUGUGAAGCUGCUACAGUACAGAUCGAGUACUGCAUUACUUCUACUGCUAUUACUAUUUCUGACGUAACGGCACACAUAUCCUAUCUAUCUGCAAAUAUCUGUGAUCUUGUGAGAAAGGAGAUGCUGGUCUGUAUCUGUAUAGUUUGUGUGUCAAAAGAUUGACUAAGUCUUUCUAAUGAUUUCAAAGUUUUGGAUGCUGUACUCGUCAGACUCCCUGUGUGAAUGAGAAUAGUGACAACAUUUCAGUUUGCGCACCGAGGUUACCGCUCCUCUGUUUGUCUUAGUUGGUGCAUUCACUUCAGCCUUUCAAAUUAGUAGCCAUUAUCAUCAACAUUUGAUUGAAUUUUCUUUUUCUUGUGUUUUCUGUAUUUGCCUUUCGUAGAGCAGGCCUUGGUGGCGGUGAUCAGUCGUCUGCCUUCAGAUGAGCUGGUGAUUCACAUCAAAACGGAGUCUUUAUAUAUAUAUGUUGAUUAUGUACAGUGUGCUGUGUAACUCCUGAUGUAAAUGUCUCCCUCGAGUGCUGGCUUGCUCCCCUAGCACUUUGUAUGCAGUCAAUCUUUAUGAUGUCUUUUAUUUCUUUAAAGCCCAUCUCCUAUCCUUAAUCUGUACGAAUCAUAGAAAGUCACUUCUACAGCGUUGUCGGAUUAGCAUGAGUUAAUUUUCUUUAAAGAUCAAGUUACGGUAGCCAAAGUUAGCCGCAUAAAGAAACACGUGAGUUCAGUAGCUUUAGCCAAAAGCAAAACGUGACAAAUCUGUGUUCGCUGUAAAUGGGCAACAUAAGUUGUGUUGCCAUGAGAGAAAACUGUGGUUUUGCAUGUUUCGUUGCCAGUUAUCUUUUGAGAAAGCUCACAAAGUCAUGUCUGAAUGCAUCGUCCUCAAGUUUUCACCCAACACCAACAGUGUGUCGUUUGUGAAAUGUAAAGGUCCAGCGGCAGAUUUAGGGGCAGAAAUUAAAUAUUCAGAAUUAUAUUUCUGUUAAUCACCUGAAACUAAUAAUUGUUGUGUUUUACCUUGAGAUGAGCCCUUUUGCAUCUGAACACUGGCUCCAGAGAGGACCUUCAACAUUGGUCUUGUUUUAGCGACCAGUGUAAGGGAGGCGAACGUGAUGGCUUUUUUUUCGGUUAGUUGCAAUCUGUAACCGCACCUUAGAUGCCACUAAAUCCUACAUGCUGGACCUUUUUAAAGUGCAACUCCACCAGUGUUACAAAGUGCGUUUACAGGUCUUGGGGAGUUCUACUGCAUAUAUGGAAAAGUAGUAUAAAGGCUUUUGUGGCUCAAGAGGAAGCUGCAUUCAAUCUGAUAAUUUCCCUCCAGUAAUGUCACUCAGAGGUUAAGUUGCACUGUGGGUAAUGUAGGCAGCAGGUUUUGAAAAGCAGUCCAGUGGUCUAGCAUUACUCUUCUAUAACACUAUUGAACUCAUUAUAGGCAAUUUAUAAAAAUAGGUUGCCUGCACUGGGCUGCUGAGUCACAGCAGGGGCAGUUUGUCAGAUUGCAUGCAGCUUCAUCUGGAGCCACAAAAGACUUCAUACUGCUUUUUUUUCCACAUAUGCUGUAAAACCCACCAAGACCCGUAAACAUGCUUUUGUGAAAAAAUAAUGGAGUUGCCCUUUCAAUGCAAAUCUGAAGUAUGUAGACACAUGUUUAGCAAGUUACAGGGCGGCUUGCCAAUGAAGAAACAAGCUGUGCUUCUUGUAUUUUUUUUCCUUUUUCUUCCGAGCAUUCAUAAAAACAGUUCCUCACUUGGUUUAAUCACCUUUAGCGGCUUUAAUAUUGAACCAGUUCGCCUGUGAUUUGGCUCAGAAAAAGGCCAGUUCUUUAAGAAGCUAACACAUGGAGACAUCCACCAUAUCCUUACCACUAGUGCCCGUAUACUGCAUGGCGACUGUCCUUCUCAUGUCCCUCCGCUAUGACACAUUUGAUUGUUUACGUGAGAAAACGAAAUCUAAAAAAAAACCAAAACAAAAAAAAAACCAGUCCCUUAAUGCAGCGUGAGUGUGAUCGAACUGACAGGUGAACAAGGCUGAAACCAAAGACGACUGCAUGGAAGGCUGUGAUGAUUGAUUGGGAAAAAAGUGUGUGUGUGUGUGUGUGUGUGUGUGUGUGUGUGUGUGUGUGUGUGUGUGCCGUAUACCCCAUAUCUCCCUCUCUUAUAAUGGACCGGCCUAUCAUUUCCUUCGAUCAGUAGCUGCUUCUUUUCUUUUUUUUUUAUUGGCUGUACUGAAUCUUGUUUAUCAUCAUGUCAUUGUGGUAUUUGCUGAAGUGAACGAGACGAGCUCUGAGAGUAGGUUUUCUGUGAUUUUCAUAAAUAGAUGACUAUAAAACUGUAUUAUCAUUCUGAUGUGAAUUCAUAUCCAACUCCUAUGGCCUUAGCAACAAAAACAAUACUAGUAUUUCAAACACUUGGUCACUAAUAGCAUCUUUAUAUUAAGAAUAGAUAUGCAUGGCAAAGAACCUUGUUUCGAAAGUUGGGAAUGUACUGAGCACAACAUGGAGAUGAUGCAUAUCGGCGCCCGCCUGGAAAAUAUGAAGCAUGCUGAAGUGUCUAUGUUGUGAAGCUGGAAGCUGUUUUACUGUGACAUUGACAUGCGAGUUUGCAUCUGCUGUGUGGAGUGCUCCUCACUGGUGUGUUUAAAUUUUGAAGAUGAUGGAAGCAUUUUUUUUUUUUUUAAGCAUAAUGUGCAAAAAGUAGCUUGUGUUCCCAAAGUCACAAUGUCCAGUCUCCACCCUUUACUGUUUAACACUCGACCUGAUGUGUGAGGUUUUAUUUGUUUUAAGCUGCUCUACGUGUGUUUUUAUUCCGUUCUGAUGUGGAUAAGCUCAGCAGCACUAGAAAGCAGUCAUCACAGGGUAGAACUGAAGCAACCAAGGGCAAUGUGACUCUGUGAGCUGUUUCUGCUCUCUUUAUGAAUCCUGCACAGUCCAGAGUGGCCUUAAAUUCAUUAAUAAACUGAUUAUUCAAAA
Acanthopagrus latus (yellowfin seabream) is the source of this 6054-nucleotide messenger RNA. Its product is annotated as beta-1,4-galactosyltransferase 3. The record is from RefSeq and is a predicted model, not a curated record. Bases 1342 to 2544 code for a protein of 400 amino acids. Gene Ontology annotation, biological process: carbohydrate metabolic process. Gene Ontology annotation, molecular function: glycosyltransferase activity. NCBI's taxonomy places the organism in Eukaryota, Metazoa, Chordata, Actinopteri, Spariformes, Sparidae. The transcript has 7 exons.